Molecule: messenger RNA, 672 nt
Organism: Ascochyta rabiei
Lineage: Eukaryota; Fungi; Ascomycota; Dothideomycetes; Pleosporales; Didymellaceae
Product: cytochrome oxidase assembly protein 1
Exons: 2
Coding region: 1-672 (223 amino acids)
Biological process (GO): mitochondrial respiratory chain complex IV assembly
Cellular component (GO): mitochondrial inner membrane
Source: RefSeq, a predicted model, not a curated record
AUGCCGCCACCACGACUCUCCGCUGCAUUGUUGCGCACGCGACCACAAGCGCGACUGCAAUGCCUCCGUCGCACAGUCCUUACUGCGCGACCUGCCUCGACACAACCUGGACAGUCUGACCAGCCUACCGUUCCAUGGAAGACACCGCACAGCAUUGAAGCAUGGCCGCCAGCAUAUCUAAUUCCUCCUCCAAAAGAUGGCGAGGUCUUGCUAGAGCGCAAGCCUAAUCGCGCACUGCCACCUAUCCCCCCUCUCAUCUCCCCGCAAGUCCUGAAAACCUUACCAAUCUUCGUCAUCGCCAUGACAGUCUCCAUUCUUGUCUUCUUCAACUAUCAAAAGCAAGAGUCUUCUGUCGUGACAUCGACGCUAUACGCCCUCCGCACGAAUCCGCUCGUGCGCGAAGAACUCGGCGACGAGAUCUACUUCGCGUCCAAAUACCCGUGGAUCAGUGGCGAGAUCAACCAGGUGCACGGAAGGAUUGACAUCAGCUUCAAUGUCAAGGGAACAAAGAGGCAGGGCAACGUUAGGCUCAGGUGUAAGAGAAGAGGCAGGGGUGGAUUGUACAGCACGCAGGAAUGGAGUUUGACAAUGGAAGAUGGCAGGAAGUUUGAGCUGUACGAUCCUAAGGGAGAUGCCAUUGACCCAUUCCAAAUGCCGGUUGAUGAGGAUUAA